CCCAAAAUGUUCAAGCGCUGCUUCGCGACCGUGACCAAGAAGAAGCUCGGCGUCGAGCAGCUCGCGGCCCGUGGCGGCCUUAGCGGCAAGCGCGUGCUCGUCCGCGCCGACCUCAACGUGCCUUUGAGCAAGACCGACGUGAGCAAGAUCACGGACGACACGCGGAUCCGCGAAGCGUUGCCGACGCUGCGAUACCUGCUCGCAAACGACGCCAAGGUCGUUUUGUGCAGCCACAUGGGCCGCCCGAAGGGCAAAGUCAACGAAACCAUGCGCCUCGCGCCCGUUGCGCGCCGCCUCUCGGAGCUCCUCGGCCAGCCCGUCUUGACGUCGCCCGACUGUAUUGGCGCCGAGGUGGACGCGUCCAAGGCAGGCUUGAAGAGCGGCGACGUCCUCUUGCUCGAGAAUCUUCGCUUCCACGCCCAAGAAGAAAAGAACGACCCAGCCUUUGCGCAAGCGCUUGCCAAGGACAUUGAUGUCUUUGUGAACGACGCUUUUGGCACCGCCCACCGCGCGCACGCGUCGACGGAAGGCGUCACCCACUUCAUUUCGACGUCGGUCGCCGGGAAGCUUCUCGAGAAGGAGCUCAAGUACCUUUCGGAGGCCGUGGACGCGCCGAAGCGGCCCCUUGCGGCCAUCAUCGGUGGCGCCAAAGUCUCGACCAAGAUCCCGGUCCUCGAGGCGCUGAUUGAAAAGUGCGACAAGAUUUUCCUCGGCGGCGGCAUGAUCUUUACCUUUUACAAGGCCCAGGGUCUCUCGGUCGGUCAAUCCAUCGUCGAAGAAGAUAAAGUCGCGCUCGCCAAGGAGCUCAUGGACAAGGCCAAGGCCAAGGGCGUCCAGUUCAUUUUGCCAACGGACGUUAUCGUUGGCGACAAGUUUGAAGCCGACGCGGCGAGCAAGGUUGUCAACGUGGACGCGAUCCCGAGCGAAUGGCUUGGUCUCGACAUUGGCCCGAAGAGCCAAGAACUCUUUGCCAAGGAGCUCGCCAACUGCGCAACCAUUGUCUGGAACGGUCCCAUGGGUGUCUUUGAGUUUGAAAAGUUUGCCUCGGGCACCAACAGCGUCGCCAAGGUCCUCGCAGCGUGCACCAAGAAGGGCGCGACGACAAUCAUCGGUGGCGGGGACUCGGUGGCUGCUGUCGAACAGUGCGGCCUCGCCGCCGAGAUGAGCCACAUCUCGACGGGUGGCGGCGCCAGCCUCGAGCUCCUCGAGGGCAAGGUCCUUCCGGGCGUCGCAGCGCUCAACGACGCCUAAUGGAAAUGUACAUUCGCAACAUCGUGUAGCC
Saprolegnia parasitica CBS 223.65 is the source of this 1282-nucleotide messenger RNA. Its product is annotated as phosphoglycerate kinase. The record is from RefSeq and is a predicted model, not a curated record. The transcript is spliced from 4 exons. The coding region runs from base 7 to 1251 and encodes 414 amino acids. Gene Ontology annotation, cellular component: cytosol. Gene Ontology annotation, biological process: glycolytic process; gluconeogenesis. Gene Ontology annotation, molecular function: phosphoglycerate kinase activity; ATP binding; ADP binding. Lineage: Eukaryota; Oomycota; Saprolegniomycetes; Saprolegniales; Saprolegniaceae.